AUGACGAUCCAUCUUCCUCUGGAAAUCCACACCCAGAUCUUCAAUUAUUUGCUUGAUGAUCUGUAUGAUUCCGAGCGUCCUCAAGAGGCAUUUAAGCUUCGCUUGAUUUCCAAGUCAAUACGAGGUAUUCUUGACCCGGUCUUGUAUAGAAAGAUUAAGUCACCAUCAGACAAUGGAGUGCAUAUUCUUUGCCGCACGAUAAUACCACGGCCUCAACUUGCGGCUCGGGUUGAGGAGAUUCACCUGGAAGAAGACGAAGGGUCGGCAACUGACGAGGAGGAGGAGGAGGAUGAAGAGGAGGUAGAGAAUACGGAUGCAGAUUCCGACUCUGGUUCAGAUUCGAGUGAAUAUUCAGAUUCAAAAGUUCAACAAGCGCGUAAGACAGAAGAAUCAAAGCUCCUAGCCGGAGCAGCAGACCACCUCAAAGGCAAAUUCACUUCUGAUCCUUCUCACUCUCUCGCCUGUAAGACAAACGACCUUUCCUGGCUCGCGCGAUCAACCCGGAAAACCAGACAGUGGCUUCUGCUCUUCCAGCUCUCCAACCUCAAGUCUCUCACAUUAAAAACCCACUCCGACACAUUCACCAACAUGGCCUUAUUUCUUCGUCUUCCCCGCCUGGAGGAGCUAGACUUUGCCGUGCUAGCCCCCGGCCCUGACGGCCCAUCAUGCCACAACUACGCUCCACCCGAGGAGAUCCUAGAGAGCAUAAUCCGCCAUACUGAUCAGCUGAAAUCUCUCAAGUUCGAAGACAUGAGUGGAACAGUCUUCUUCCCUGUCGAGCAUGACGCGCCUAAACUAAAGCGGAUUCUUGAGCAGCACGCCGGGGACACACUUACACACCUCUCCAUCUGCCUCUGCAACAAUGAUGAGAAGGACUGGCGACAGGAGCAGGAGUUCAGCGACAUUAGGGGACAUUUUGGAUCCAUGAAGAAGUUCAGGAGAUUGAAAGGGCUCGUAAUGCAGCUGGAGGUCUUGCUGGGUAAACCCAACGAGAAUGGUGGGCUGACACUCAAGAGCGUACUACCCUCACAAUUGGAGUAUUUCACUGGUUUAAAUCUUCCCGAUUACCAUGGAGCGGAGGAUUCGGAUAGAAUCUGGAAUGAAGAGCAAUAUAUACCGCAAUUUGAGGAUCUGGCUGAAGCCGUUAUGCGAGACGGUCGAGCAUUUCCCUCAUUGGAAUCUGUCAAGAUGCAUCUAGACCGGAAGGAUUACUUUAGUUCUCAUGGGGAGUGUCUUAUGAAAGGGCAGUAUAAUGAUGGAGUGCUGGGUGACUCGCGGAUCUACUUUGGUUUCGUGCGCGGUCCGUACGCUUAUGACGGGCCAGAACGGGAUUAA
This is a messenger RNA of Aspergillus udagawae, 1335 nucleotides long. RefSeq lists its product as uncharacterized. Lineage: Eukaryota; Fungi; Ascomycota; Eurotiomycetes; Eurotiales; Aspergillaceae. The record is from RefSeq and is a predicted model, not a curated record. Bases 1 to 1335 code for a protein of 444 amino acids. The transcript has a single exon.